Messenger RNA from Cladophialophora psammophila CBS 110553, 1173 nucleotides. RefSeq lists its product as uncharacterized. The coding region runs from base 1 to 1173 and encodes 390 amino acids. The record is from RefSeq and is a predicted model, not a curated record. NCBI's taxonomy places the organism in Eukaryota, Fungi, Ascomycota, Eurotiomycetes, Chaetothyriales, Herpotrichiellaceae. The transcript has 4 exons.
AUGGGCGAUACGGUAGUUGAGGAAAUUCGACAAGCUGGCAGAGUUGCGGUCCCAGAUUAUCACAUCCUCACCCAAGGCGGCAAAAUAAUCGAAACUGCUGUAGAUGUCUUUGGGACUGUUCAUAUCCUUGUCAACAACGCGGCAUUCUUCCAGAUGUACGGCCGCAUUGUUUGUACAUCAUCGGGAGCGGGAAUCUACGGCUCGUUUGGGCAGUCCAACUACUCUGGAAUUAUCGAGUUUGUGAACGCUAUUGCUAAGGAAGAAGCGAGAUACAACAUCAAAGCGAAUACUUUGACUCCUGCUGCAGCGAGCAGGUUAACCAUGACCGUCAUGGCCCCGGAGCUUCUCACAAGACUAAGUCCUGAAUGGGUGGCGCCGGUAGUCGCAGCUCUAACCCACGAAAGCUCGCACAAAACUGGUGCUGUCUUCGACGUUGGUGCUGGUUGCGUGAUGAAAUUUCAAUGGGAGUGGGCGGCUGGCCUUGAUAUCGAGAGAGAUCAGCCGCCCGCGUAUAUCCUGCACAACUUUGACAGAGUUACAGACUUCUCCGACCCUAGGAUAUGGGGAAUGGAUCUCUUGAAGGGGAAGGUUGCCAUCGUCGCCGCGGCGGUUGGCGGAUUGGGCAGCGAAUACACGUUAACUCUGGCCACAUUGGAUGCCUCGGUGGUUGUGAAUGAUGUCUGCGCGGUAGCUGCUGAUGCGGUUGUUGAAAAGAUCAAAACAGUGGGAGGUGCGGCUGUUUCAUGCACUUACACGGUUGAGAAUGCAAGACAAACCGUCCAGAAGGCCAUCGAAGGGUUUGGGGGUGUCCACAUUCUGGUGGUCGUGUCUGGGAAUGUUUUGGAGCGGCCGCUGGACGAAAUAGCCAACAAUGAGUGGAGUCAGGCGUACGACUCGCAAGCGAAAAGUGCCUAUCCAAUUACAAAAGCUCUGUGGCCGAUCUUUCUGAAGCAAAGUAUGGUCGAGUUGUGGUGUCUUCUUCAGAAUUGGGGCUAUCAGGUCGGGCUGGAUUUACUAGUUUCUGCGCUGGAGCAUCGGUUACUAUUGGGUUUACGCGAACUUUCUUCAGAGAAGGUUAAAAGUACGGGAUCCGUAUCAACGCCAUCGCACCGGUGUCAGCAGAUUCAUCAUCACGACUCCAAGCAGAAAGAAGGUGUCUCGCCCAAGAUCUAG